Molecule: messenger RNA, 3069 nt
Organism: Engraulis encrasicolus (European anchovy)
Lineage: Eukaryota; Metazoa; Chordata; Actinopteri; Clupeiformes; Engraulidae
Gene: bmp8a
Product: bone morphogenetic protein 8a
Exons: 7
Coding region: 1458-2969 (503 amino acids)
Cellular component (GO): extracellular region
Molecular function (GO): growth factor activity; cytokine activity
Source: RefSeq, a predicted model, not a curated record
CACAUCAGACCAAAGAGGACUUUGGGGGACUGCAGCAAUAGCAGCAGCAGAGAGCUUCUGGUAGGCUCCCAGUUAUAGAAUGAGGACAUAUUUUGUGUGCUCUCAGUUAUAGGACUAUGAACAUUUUUGGAACAAACUUUCUGUUGUAGGGAAUGAGGGUGUAUUUUGAUAUGCUUACAAUUACAUAGGACUUUGGGCAUAUUUUUUAUAGGCUUAAAGUUAUUGCACAAGGAGGACACAACUUUUGGUAGGCUUACAGUUGUUGGAGUUAGGACUGUAGGCUUGCUGGUGUACAGAAGGGGACAUGUGGACCUCCUGUGAUAGGCUUGCAGUUUGGAGAAAUAUGGACAUGAUUUUGCUGACUGGUGAAUAAGCACCUGACGAGCGGACUGAAGGAGAGUCUGUGGUUUUUCUGCGCCGAGUAAAAACCCCAAAUGAUCGGUUACCCCUUUGGAAAAUGGAAAUGUGUUAAAGAUUUUCAAGAUCUUCAGAAAAAAAGGACGGGAGGAAACCAAUCUGGCCUGAGUAUUGAGACCCAGGUCUGUGAAGAUUGCUGUGGAUGUUUCCCCCGUGCCUUGUGGAUAUACAGUGCGGUUUUGAUCACGUCGAGGCUUGUUUGCUUGCUUUUGCGCUUGGAUCGGGCUGAAUUGGCAGGUGUGACAUUUGAUUUGGGGCGCCUCUGAAGAAAGCCUUGCUUGUGUAUCUGACCCGUUUUAUUUAUUUUCUCUGUGACUCAUAUAUCACGGUGCCCAGUAGACAUACACCUGCUGUGUCUCUCUUCUCUUCUCUCCUCUCUCUCUCUCUCUCUCUCUCUCUCUCUCUCUCUCUCUCUCUCUCUCUCUCUCUCUCUCUCUCUCGCUCUCUCUCGCUCUCUUCUCUGCGUCUUAUGCUUAUCCAAAAUUCACUCUUGCAAGGAAGCUAAGUCACCAACUUUGUAAAAAAAAAUCCAUGUUUGUAUGUUCUUCUGCUCUGGCUCCUGUUCCUCUCUUAGUCAUUCCUUCCUCUGAACCUGCGUUUUCAAACGGCAUCUCUUCGAGAGCCAGGCAUUGAGGUUGUUUGGAAACACAUAAAAAGUCUGGUUGCCUGGUGAGAGGGAAAAAGAGGAAUUGGACAGAAAGAAGACAGUAAUGUAAGAACAGAAGACACAGCUCUGUCUUGAUGAAGCUCCAGUGUUUUCCAGGAGGCAUAAUGACAACUCAGCUAAACUAAAGAGAAAAAAGCAACAUAUGGUGAAUCAGUGAGGUGACUGAUAUCUUGUCCAAUUGUCUUCUUUCUUGUGAUAUCCACUUCCAUGCUGGUGCAUAGAAGCAACGUUCCAAAUACGGAACAUUCCAGGCUGAUCUAAAACACUGAGUGUCUUUGGUUUGGGAACAGAGGAGACACAACCCGACACUCAAAGUGCUGUGUGAGCUGUGGUUUCUCCUAUUGCCUUAAAGCGUAACUGUCAGAGCACAGACAUGACCACAGCCAUGGAUGUACCCGUGGAUCCCUUAGGCCAAGACACAGACGCAGAACGCAGUGAGAGGAGCAACUCCAUAAUGCAGAGUCCCAUCUGCUGUCAGAGAGGCCACUGCACCAGUAUCAGCACCAGCACCAGCAGACUGGGCACGGGCAAGCGCUCAUCCCCGUCGUCUCCCAUGGUGCUGCUGGUCUCCGUCUAUGUGCUGCUGCUGUGUGUUUGCGGUAACGGCGGUAAUGGCAGCGGCGGCGGUGUCGAAGGGGUGGUGCACUCCAGCUUCCGGCGUCUGAGCGGCCGCGAGAAGAAGGAGAUGCAGCGGGAGAUCCUAACGGUGCUGGGGUUGCCGGGGCGACCCCGUCCCCACCCCCCGCUGCGGCCGCCCUCCUCCGCACCCCUCUUCAUGCUGGACCUGUACCACGCCGUGUCCGAGGCUGAGGAAGGGGGCCCGGGAGGAGGGGGCGGAGGAGGAGGCGGCGGGGGGAACCGGCUGGUGGCCGAUGGGACGGGGCACCCUCAAUACCACCACCAUGUGCCUCACACGCACGCCCACGCACAUGCCUACCCCACCAUCAGCACCCACAUGCCCCCGCUAGGCUCCGUCGUCAGCGAGGCCGACACCGUCAUGAGCUUCGUCAACCUGGUGGAGCACGAGCGAGACCUGCGGCAGCCGCGGCCGUACUGGAAGGAGUUCCGCUUCGACUUGACGCCCCUCCCCCAGGGUGAGACGGUGACCGCGGCCGAGUUCCGCAUCUACAAGACGCUCACCAUGGGCCAGCGGGCCAACCUCACGCUGCACAUCUCCGUGUAUGAGAUCCAGAAGGAGAACAAACACAGGGAGCCAGAGCUGGUGCUGCUGGACAUGCAGUCUGUGCCGGCGGGGCAGGAGGGAUGGCUCGCCUUUGAUGUCACCUCAGCCAGCAAUCGCUGGCUGCUGAACCCACGCAGCAACCUGGGCAUACGGCUGUACGUGGAGACUGAGGAGGAUCGGUCCCUGUCAGCAGGCUGGGUGGGGCUGGUGGGUCGUCACGGUCCCCGAUCAAAGCAGCCCUUCAUGGUGACGUUCUUCAGGGCCAGCCAGGCCCCCUGCCGGCCGCCCCGGGCCGUCAGGCAAAAUCCCCGCAAGAAGAAGCCCAAAUACGUCCUCCCGCACCCCAAUCGGCCCGGGAUGUUUGAUCAGAUUCCUUCGAGUGGCAGACAGGCGUGUAAAAGGCAUGAGCUGUAUGUAAGCUUCAGUGACUUGGGCUGGAAGGACUGGGUGUUGGCUCCGCGGGGAUACUCGGCCUACUACUGCGACGGGGCGUGUGACUACCCACUGGGGGCAUGCAUGAAUGCCACCAACCACGCCAUGAUCCAACUAGUGGUGCACCUAAUGAAGCCAGACGAGGUGCCCAAGGCGUGCUGCGCCCCCACCAAGCUGAGUCCCAUCUCGGUGCUCUUCUACGAUGACAACAACAACGUCAUCCUCAAGAAGCACCGCAACAUGGUGGUGAAGACAUGUGGAUGCCUAUAGCACCCUCAAAGGAACCUGCUGGACUACACACACACACACACACACACACACACACAGCACACAGAUAUACACAUACAUGCCUCAGGCAUACAGUCCCCCC